AUCUAUAUAUAAUAUAUAUAUAUAUAUAUAUAUAUAUAUAUAUGUAGAAGAAAAAUUACAUGAGCAAACUAAUGAUCAUAUCAGAUCGAACGAAUCGAAGCUGCAAACUUUUCUCAAUUUGAAGACAAUUAUUGAUAAGGAGUAAAAUAUUCCUGCUUUGUGCAAAGACACUGGCUCUAACUGUCAAGUGCAGCUAUGCUGCUUACACUAAUGAAGGGCGGUGCGUGCAACGAAGUUACUCAAAAAGUGUGGAGCCAUCUGCCCUAGCCUGACAUCGACGAAAUGUUUUAGUAUCGAAAUCGAGGUGCCAGGCAAUGUGCAUCAUGUCGGUGCCUGGAUACAUAUACAACUGGUAGUACUGUACGAUACUAGCCUUCUUCAGUGGGAUAUAUACCCUUAUUAUACUUUCUAAGCUUCCUACCCUAAACUUGUACAUGCACAAACGCACACGCAUAGCGUGUGCGCAUGUGCUUUAUCAACUUUUGCCUACACAUCAUGAGAUUCUUGGGAUUUAUAUCAUUUCCCAUUUCGGCUACUGUGUUAUCUUUUAAAUUGCUGUUACCACUUCAUCGAUUAUUCUUUUCAUCCAUGUCUGUUGCCACUUGGUUUCUGGUGGUAUUGGUAACUGCAGCCAUAGAUACACCUGCUAGUACUAUUCCACCUGUACAAGAAAACAGAUCUUUACAUAUUAUAACACAGUUUCCUAUGGGAGAUAGUCAGAGAUAUGGAUUUUAUCCUUUAGAUCCAAAUACAACGAGAGAAGGUGCCCUUCGAUUUAAUCACCUUACUAUAGAUCCUACAACAGGAAGAUUAUAUGCAGGUGCCAUCAAUAGACUUUUACAAUUAGAUUCUAAUCUCAAACUGGAGGAAUAUGUUUCAACAGGACCAAGAUUGGAUAAUCCUCAGUGCCAUGCAACAGGCUGUCCUUCUAGAGACAUAACUACAUCUUUAAUGGAUAAUGUAAACAAACUAUUAAUUGCUGAUCUUGAAUCACAAACAUUAAUUGCAUGUGGUUCCCUUCUUCAAGGUGCUUGUGAAAAGUACAAAAUGUCAAACAUAUCUAUUAAACCGGAAUUCAUUCCCCAUAGUGUAGCAGCAAAUGAUGAAAAUUCUUCUACAUAUGCUUUUAUUGGACCUGAAAGAUAUAAUGCUUGGGGACAAACAAAUAUACUCUAUGUUGGUACUACAUUUACUAAUAGAGGAGAUUACAGACACGAUGUGCCUGCUAUUUCCAGUAGAAAUCUUCAUAAUUUAGAAUUUGCAGAAUAUACAUUUAAUAAACAGUCAAUUGUAUACAUUGAUGUAAAAUAUCGAGAUCAUUUUCUAGUUAAAUAUGUGUAUGGUUUCAAUGCUAGCGAUUAUGCGUAUUUUGUAUUGGUACAAAAGCAAUCUCAUCUUCCUGAGGAAGAGGAAAAAGGUUAUAUUUCUAGAUUGGCUCGAAGUUGUAUCAGUGAUCCAAAUUAUGAUAGUUAUACAGAAGUGACACUACAAUGUACUGUCGAUUUGGGAGAUGGGAAACCACAAUUUUAUAAUUUAGUACAAGAUGCAAAAGUAGCACCAGCUGGUAGUGAUAUAGCUACACAACUUGGUAUUUCAGUUGGUGAUCCUAUUUUUGUUUCUGUAUUUUCGCCAAGUAGAGGGAUUACAAAUGAACCACUUUCUCGUUCAGCACUUUGUGUUUAUAGUUUACAAAAUAUUGAAACAAAAUUUACUGAAAACAUUCAUAUGUGUUUUAAUGGUAGUACUAAAUACAGAAAUAUGGGCUAUGUUAGUGGUCCUAUACAAGAUGGAAAAUGUCCCACAGCAGGAACAACAGGGAAUAUCUUGAAUUUCUGUGAAGUGGGUUUGAAGAUUUCUGGAAUGUCGCCAAUUGUGGGAGAAGCAAUUUUAUAUUUUCCCGACGAAUUCAUCACUUCCGUAACAGUAGCUAAUACAGAAAGUCACACUGUUGCAUUCUUAGGUACUAACGAUGGCGUCCUCAAAAAAGUUUUACUUUCUGGAAACGAAGCAUUCGUCUAUGAAAGUAUUAUAAUUGAUAAAGGAAACAGAUUGAUGCCUGAUACUUUAAUUUCACCAGAUGGAGAACAUAUUUAUGUUUUAUCAACCUCUAAAAUUUCUAAGGUUCAAGUGGAGCAUUGCAGUAGUUAUAUUAAUUGUAGUAGUUGUUUAGAUGCAAAAGAUCCUUAUUGUGGAUGGUGUUCAUUAGAAAAAAGAUGUACAGUCAGAGGAGAUUGUCAAAAAGCAAGUCACAGUAGUCCAAGGUGGUUGUCUUUAGGUACAGGACAACAAUGUAUUGACUUUGAGCAAGUUCUUCCAGAUCGUAUGCCUAUCAAUCAAAUAACCACAGUUCAUUUAACAAUUCGAACUUUACCCGAAUUACCAGCGGGAGCGAACUAUAAAUGUGUUUUUGGUAACGCAGAACCUAUAGAUGCAUUAAUGACCGGAUUUGGAUUGUCAUGUCCUACACCAUCUGUUAUUGAAAGACCAAAUAUACCAGACGGAGUCGAUCAUGUUCUAGUACCUCUAUCCGUGCGUUCUAGUGAAACCAAUAAAGAUUUUGUCUCACGAAAUUUCGCAUUCUUUGAUUGUUCUAGACAUACUGUUUGUACAGAAUGUGUAAAAUCUCAAUGGGCAUGUAGUUGGUGUGUAUAUGAUAAUAAAUGUACACACAAUACAAGCUGUCAAGGUAUCAUUUCAGGAGAAAACAAUCAAGCGAAUUUGGCUGCGCAUGGUGCACAAUACUGUCCCAGAUUUGUGCAACGCAAAGAACCAUUGAUGUUGCCUAAUAGUGUACCUAAAGAGAUAAUGCUCGAAGUUGAAAAUUUACCACAUCCCCAAGUAGGACAUACUGGUUUUCAAUGCAUUGUUUCUAUUGAAGGUGCCAAUUUAAAGGUACAAGCUCGUGUUGAUAGCAGUCGUUUUAUAGUUUGUGAUAAAACGGUUUAUUCAUACGAAGCAGCCACCGGUGAAUACGAAGCAGAAAUAACUGUUGUUUGGAAUAUUAACCAUCACGUGGAUAAGACUACUAUUAUUCUUUAUAAAUGUGAAGUGUUAGGUUCACAUCGUGAACAUGCAGAUUGUUCCCUUUGCGUGACUAGAGACGCGCGCUUCGAAUGUACUUGGUGUGGUAAUAGUUGCGUGUAUCGACAUUCUUGUUUACACUCCCCAUUUACAGAGUGUCCAAAACCGAGGAUAGAUAUGAUUAAACCUUUAAGUGGACCGAUCGAAGGUGGUACAUUAGUUACUAUUGAAGGUAGUAAUCUAGGACUAAAAGAAAGUGAUGUGGAUGGAAAAAUACAUAUUGGUAAUACUCCAUGCAUAUUAGUUGACUAUGAAGUAUCUGUACGCAUUGUAUGCCGUACUGGAAGACACGAAGCAACAGAUACUGCUUCUGUAGUUGUUGGUAAUGAUGCUGGUUAUACUGAAAGUGCAGUAUUAUUUAAUUAUAAAGAUAUAAGAUUAUCUGGUGUUUAUCCAUCUGUUGGCCCACAAAGUGGUGGGACUCAACUUGCUAUUACUGGAAUGUAUUUGAACAUUGGUAGUACUAUUUCAGCUUAUUUGGAUGAAUUACCGUGCCAUGUUAAUGCCACGCAAGCGAGCAGCACAAGAUUAACUUGUGUAACAAGUAAAUCUGACAGAGUAAGAAAAAUUGACAGACUGACUCUUAGUAUAGAUGGUGCAAAUCGCACUUUAGUUGGUAAUCCUUAUAAUUACACUCAUGAUCCCACUAUUAUGGAGAUUAAGCCAUUAACAAGUUUUGCUUCCGGUGGUCGCAUGAUCACCGUACAUGGUACCAAUUUAGAUACCAUUCAAAAACCUGAAAUGGAGGUUUACUUUGAUAAUGAAUUGCUACCUGUGAAUAGAACAGUUUGUACAGUAUUAAAUCCGACACAGAUGGAAUGUCCAAGUCCAAGCGUUGCUAAGCGUUUUAUGACUCUUCGUCGCAAUGAGCGUGCUACUGUUAAUGGUCAAAGUACACCAUCUCAGUCACUAAAAUUAAAGGAAUCUCAGUUAUCCUUAAAAAUAGCAUUCAUUAUGGAUAACGUAGAAAGCGUUCGAGAUUUGGAAAAACAUUUUAAAAGUCUUAGAAAUCGUUUACUUUAUGUGGAGGAUCCGAAAUUCUUCGCUUUUCCACGAAAUAUCAAAUUAUAUAAAGGAGAUACAUUGGUUAUUGAAGGAGAAAAUUUGAUUUUUGCUAGUGAUGAAUCAGAUGUAAAUGUCACAGUUGGAACAAUGCCAUGCAAUGUGACAUCACUUGCUUUAACUCAAUUAGUUUGCAUUCCUCCUGAUCAACAACCAUCUGAUACAGACGAACUUGGAAUUAAAACUGAAAAUAAUCUACCUUUAGUAGUGGUACGUGUAGGUCGUAGUUUGAGAUUUCCUAUUGGUUAUCUGCAUUAUGAAGUGAUUAAAUCCUAUCCAAUUCCACCGGAAGCCAUUGCUGGAAUAGCUGCUGGCACUUUUGGUCUUGUAUUUUUAUUUGUUUUAGUAUUAAUAAUAUAUAGAAGAAAAAGCACACAAGCAGAAAGAGAAUAUAAAAGAAUACAAAUACAGAUGGAUACUCUAGAAAGCAAUGUUAGAAUGGAAUGCAAACAGGCAUUUGCAGAACUACAAACUGAUAUGACUGAUUUAACCGCAGAUUUGGAAUCAUCUGGCAUUCCGACUCUAGAUCACAAGAAUUAUAUUAUGAAAGUAUUUUUUCCUGGUGUCACACAUCAUCCCAUACUAAAUGAUCCUAGAUCGCGUAGUAAUGUAUCUCGAACAAAUUAUGAUGCUGCCAUGAUCCAGUUUGAACAAUUAAUUAAUAAUAAAUACUUUGUAUUGACUUUUAUUGAAACCUUAGAGGCUCAAAAAGACUUUAAUAUUAGAGAUAAAGUGAAUGUUGCGUCAUUACUUAUGGUCGUCCUGAUGGGUAAGAUGGAGUAUGCAACUGACAUACUUAUGAAUCUUUUAUUAAGACUUAUUGAAAAGGCGGUGAAUACGAAACAUCCGCAAUUAAUGCUUCGAAGAACUGAAUCUGUGGUAGAAAAAAUGUUAACGAACUGGAUGGCACUUUGUAUGUAUAAUUAUCUUAAAGAUUAUGCAGGUUCCUCUCUAUUUUUAUUAUUCAAGGCAAUAAAACAUCAAAUAGAAAAAGGUCCUGUGGAUGUGAUUACACAUGAUGCUAGAUAUUCGUUAUCUGAAGAGAGACUGCUUCGUGAACAAAUUGAACAUAGUGUAGUUACUCUUCAUGUCGUCCAAGAUGAUCUUGAUGAAAAAAUUCAAUGUAAGGUAUUAGAUUGUGAUACUAUAAAUCAAGUGAAGUCCAAGAUUUUAGAUGCUCUCUACAAAAAUACUCCUUUUUCGCUGAGGCCGUCCGUUCAUGACGUAGAUUUGGAAUGGAGACAUGGUAGAGGCGGUCAUUUAACUCUUCAAGAUGAAGAUCUCACAACAAAAUGUAGCGGCGAGUGGAAGAAAAUAAAUACAUUGGCACAUUAUGGUGUCAAGGAAUCAGCAGUAAUGUCAUUAAUUCCUAGACAGAAUGAUAGUUUUUCUAUCGCCUGUAAACCACCAUGUCAUAAUUGCAAACCAUCACAUUAUCAUCAUCAACAACAAUCUAUUCAUCAUCAUACACAUCAUCACCAUUUGCAUCGUCAUGCGAAUCAUUGUUCGUCCACACAUCUUCCAUCCACACCUAAUCACAACUUAAUUACUCCUGUAAUGUAUAAUCAUCCAGUUAGUGGUUUAUAUUUUGAAUCUCAUUCGCCACCGAUUAUAACAGCAAACGGUGACGUAGAAAGUGGUCAUGGUGGUAAUCAACGAUUAUAUCAUUUAGUAAGGCCUAUAGAAGAAAGUCAUUAUCCGCCAGGUAUGGGUUUUACUGGUAGCAAGCAUCAUCAUCCGGAACGAACACACAAAGCUAUCCCUGAAAUAUUUUUAACGAGAUUAUUAUCAACAAAGGGUACUGUUCAGAAAUUCGUUGAUGAUUUUUUGAAUACAAUAUUAACAGCGAAUGAAGCAUUACCUAGUGCUGUAAAGUGGUUGUUCGAUCUUCUGGACGACGCCGCAAAGCAACAUGGAAUUGUUGACCCGGAAGUGCCACAUGCAUGGAAAUCAAACAGUUUACCUCUAAGAUUUUGGGUGAAUUUUAUUAAGAAUCCAGACUUCAUGUUUGAUAUUAAUAAAUCAACCACGGUUGAUUCGAGUCUAUCCGUGAUCGCACAAACGUUCAUGGAUUCCUGUUCAAUGACGGAGCAUAGACUUGGAAAGGACUCACCGUCAAAUAAAUUACUUUUUGCUAAAGACAUACCACAUUAUCGAGAAAAAGUAGGUCGUUUUUACACAGAUGUACAAAGACUGCCACAAAUCACUGAUCAAGAAAUGUCUAGUGCCAUGCAACAACUAAGUGCAUCACAUGCGAACGAAUUUGAUGUGAUCGCAGCACUGAAAGAACUUUAUAUCUAUGUCAGCAAAUAUUAUGAACAAAUCCUAGAGGCCUUGGAGACAGACGCAGGCUGUCGCAAAUUACAUCUAGCCCACAGGCUAGAAAAUGUAGCGUGCACACUUGAAGGAGAGGAAACCAGUGCCUGCUGACAUAACCUUCUCAUUGCCAUCCCAGGACCCGUCAAUCUCUCCAGAAACACUGAUUAGUGCCUCCAUUUCAUGCAGAUACACCUCGUUACAUAUGUACAAAUCUACAUCAUGUGAAUAA
Messenger RNA from Apis dorsata (giant honeybee), 6691 nucleotides. RefSeq names its product plexin-B (gene PlexB). Gene Ontology annotation, molecular function: semaphorin receptor activity; protein binding. The coding region runs from base 466 to 6573 and encodes 2035 amino acids. Gene Ontology annotation, biological process: regulation of cell migration; sensory neuron axon guidance; positive regulation of axonogenesis. The transcript has 8 exons. Lineage: Eukaryota; Metazoa; Arthropoda; Insecta; Hymenoptera; Apidae. The record is from RefSeq and is a predicted model, not a curated record. Gene Ontology annotation, cellular component: semaphorin receptor complex.